This is a messenger RNA of Amphibalanus amphitrite, 2151 nucleotides long. RefSeq names its product ruvB-like 2. The record is from RefSeq and is a predicted model, not a curated record. Gene Ontology annotation, molecular function: ATP binding; DNA helicase activity; ATP hydrolysis activity. Gene Ontology annotation, biological process: box C/D snoRNP assembly; regulation of transcription by RNA polymerase II; chromatin remodeling. Gene Ontology annotation, cellular component: Swr1 complex; NuA4 histone acetyltransferase complex; Ino80 complex. Lineage: Eukaryota; Metazoa; Arthropoda; Thecostraca; Balanomorpha; Balanidae. The transcript has 11 exons. The coding region runs from base 512 to 1912 and encodes 466 amino acids.
CAUGUGUAGCCUUAGAAUAGAAUAUUUGUAGGAUUUGUAUUACCUUUCAAACUCUGUAUCGAAACAGGUUUACUCACUGAAUCAUAACUUUAUUUUAUUGUCACCCUUCAUUGAUUAAAAUUAUUAAUUAUACGAGGAUUGAGGGGUCACAGCGAGAACAUCCUUGGUGCCGAUUCUAGAAUUUCACAGGAAAAGCCAAAUUUUUUUACUGACACAUCAGUGUUUAGGCUAUUCCACUUGAUAUCUCAAUUUCAGCACAGGAAGCAGCUAGCACUGCUAGUUACCUUGACCUGGAAGGCCAGACUGGAAAGGAUGGCAAUCUUAAGAUCAUAUCAGUGCUGUCUGCUGAGGCAUUCAGUUGGUGCGGUGUGCCCCAUGGUGUGGAUUUACUGUGAAGUUUUGCAGACUGUGUGGACUAGAACUAGGAAACAUCUUAAAUUUAAUACAAUUUCUUUGGAUACAGCCUCUUUGAUUCCCUACUUGCGAGGAAAAUAGCUCUGAGCCUUCUAUAAUGGCUGCUGCGGCGGCGCAGAAGGUGGCCGAGGUGCGCGAGGUGACCCGCCUGGAGCGGGUCGGCGCCCACUCGCACAUCCGCGGCCUGGGCCUGGACGAUGCGCUGGAGGCGCGGCCCAGCUCCCAGGGCAUGGUGGGCCAGCAGGUGGCGCGCCGCGCCGCCGGCCUCGUGCUGCAGAUGAUCCAGGAGGGCAAGAUCGCCGGCCGCGCCAUCCUCAUCGCCGGUCAGCCCGGCACCGGUAAGACGGCGCUGGCCAUGGGCCUGGCGCAGGCUCUGGGCGCCGACACGCCGUUCACAUCAAUGUCCGGAUCGGAGAUCUACAGUCUCGAGAUGAACAAGACGGAGGCGCUGAUGCAGGCCUUCCGCAAGUCCAUCGGCGUGAGAAUCAAGGAGGAGACGGAGAUAAUCGAGGGCGAGGUGGUGGAAAUUCAGGUGGACCGGCCGGCCACUGGCACCGGCGCCAAGGUCGGCAAACUCACCCUCAAGACCACUGAGAUGGAGACCAUCUACGACCUCGGCACAAAGAUGAUCGACGCGCUCGUCAAGGAGAAGGCCCAGGCCGGUGACGUCAUCACAAUCGACAAGGCCACCGGCAAGAUCACCAAGCUGGGCCGAGCGUUCACACGCGCCAGAGACUACGACGCCACAGCGCCCCAGACGCGCUUCGUCCAGUGUCCCGAGGGCGAGCUGCAGAAACGCAAGGAGGUGGUGCACACGGUCACUCUGCACGAGAUUGACGUCAUCAACAGCCGCACUCAGGGAUUCCUGGCGCUCUUCUCUGGUGACACGGGUGAGAUCAAGUCUGAGGUGCGAGACCAAAUAAACACCAAGGUGGCAGAGUGGCGCGAGGAGGGCAAGGCCGAAAUCGUGCCCGGGGUGCUGUUUGUGGAUGAGGUACACAUGCUGGACAUUGAGUGUUUCUCGUUCCUGAACCGCGCCCUGGAGAACGAGAUGGCUCCGAUCCUGGUGAUGGCCACCAACCGGGGCAUCACGCGGAUCCGCGGCACCAACUACAGCUCACCGCACGGCGUGCCCAUCGACCUGCUGGACCGGACUGUGAUCAUCUCCACCCGGCCCUACCAGGAGAGCGAGACCAAACAGAUCCUGAAAAUCAGGUGUGAGGAGGAGGACUGUGAGAUGGCGGAUGACGCUCUCACCGUGCUCACCAGGAUCGGCAUGGAGACGUCGCUCCGAUACGCCAUUCAACUCAUCACACUCGCCUCGCUGGUGGCGCGCAAACGCGGCGCCGCCGAGAUCGAGAUUGAGGACGUGAAGCGGGUCUACUCGCUGUUUCUGGACCAGAGUCGGUCGGCGCAGUUCCUCAAGGACUACCAGGAUCAGUUCAUGUUCAGCGAAAUCGGUGCCGGGGACGACGGUGCUGCCAUGGAGACCGCAUAGAGCUCUUGACUGACCCCGCCCUGUGGUGCCUGCCUGCCGACUUGACUUGUCUUGGACAAUCACCUCGACCGGCGUUGCAUUCUCUCGUCUCAUCCCAGUGGUUCCGUUAUUCAUCGCACAUUGGCUGGCGACGUUAGUUUUUGUUGCCUCCGGCCGCGCUGAAACGUGGCUGAGUCGAUAGUGUAUUUUGUUGAACGUUUUCCGUACUGUAUUCCGUAAUACAGCAUUUCCAUCGUCAA